This is a messenger RNA of Tetrapisispora phaffii CBS 4417, 1191 nucleotides long. RefSeq lists its product as uncharacterized. Lineage: Eukaryota; Fungi; Ascomycota; Saccharomycetes; Saccharomycetales; Saccharomycetaceae. The record is from RefSeq and is a predicted model, not a curated record. Bases 1 to 1191 code for a protein of 396 amino acids. The transcript has a single exon. Gene Ontology annotation, molecular function: ATP binding; RNA helicase activity; RNA binding.
AUGUCUGCUGAAGGUAUUUCUGAAGUUGAAGAAAAUCAAAUCCAAACCAACUAUGACAAAGUUGUCUACAAUUUCGAUGACAUGAACUUGAAAGAGGAAUUGUUAAAGGGUGUUUACGGUUAUGGUUUUGAAGAACCAUCUGCUAUUCAACAACGUGCUAUCUUACCAAUUGUUGAAAAACACGAUGUCUUAGCUCAAGCUCAAUCUGGUACUGGUAAGACUGGUACUUUCUCCAUUGCUGCUUUAGAAAGAAUCGACAGUUCUAUUAAAUCCCCACAAGCUUUGAUCUUAGCUCCAACCAGAGAAUUAGCUUUACAAAUUCAAAAGGUUGUUAUUGCUUUAGCUUUACACAUGGACGUCAAAGUUCACGCUUGUAUCGGUGGUACUUCUUUCGUUGAAGAUAGUGAGGGUUUAAGAGAUGCUCAAAUUGUUGUUGGUACCCCAGGUCGUGUUUCUGACAACAUCCAAAGAAGAAGAUUCAAGACUGACAAUAUCAAGAUGUUCAUCUUAGAUGAAGCCGAUGAAAUGUUAUCUUCUGGUUUCAGAGAACAAAUUUACCAAAUUUUCACCAUGUUACCACCAACCACCCAAGUUGUCUUAUUAUCUGCUACUUUACCAAAUGAUGUCUUAGAAGUUACCACUAAAUUCAUGAGAAACCCAGUUAGAAUCUUAGUCAAGAAGGAUGAAUUAACUUUAGAAGGUAUUAAACAAUUCUACAUUAACGUCGAAGAAGACGACUACAAAUUUGACUGUUUGACCGAUUUAUACGAUUCUAUCUCUGUCACCCAAGCUGUUAUUUUCUGUAACACCAGAAGAAAGGUCGAAGAAUUAACUCAGAAAUUAACCGAAAACAACUUCACUGUUUCCUCCAUUUACUCUGACUUACCACAACAGGAAAGAGAUGUCAUCAUGAAGGAAUUCAGAUCUGGUUCUUCCAGAAUUUUAAUCUCUACAGAUUUAUUAGCUAGAGGUAUUGAUGUUCAACAAGUCUCCUUGGUUAUUAACUACGAUUUACCAACCAACAAAGAAAACUAUAUUCACAGAAUUGGUAGAGGUGGUCGUUUCGGUAGAAAGGGUGUUGCUAUCAACUUCGUCACUAACCAAGAUGUCGGUGCUAUGAGAGAAUUAGAACAAUUCUACUCCACUCAAAUCGAAGAAUUACCAGCUGAUGUCGCUGAAAUGUUCGCUUGA